GUGCGUAUUGUAAGGGUCUGGCGGGACCCAGUAUCCCCAUCCGGGGCCCAGAGAGCGGUCCUCUAUCUCAUUCGCUCGUAUUCGAUUCUUCAGACGGAAAUUCGCAUCAAGUGCCAAUAGCAGCAUGAAGAUGAAUCUGUCCUUUGUCAGCACACAUACAUCAUCAACCACUUCUUGAAUCCACUCACCGAAACGAUGGAUGCACGUCUUUCCAGUUCUCCGGGAGGUUACGGCCCUCGUAUGGACAGGCCCAGCAUAUCACUGCACACUCACCUGGCUCAGUACUCUCUACGCCACACGGAUCGUGUCCUCGUCCCGCUCGCAUCACUCGCAGUAGAAAUGCCCAUUGACGCGCCAUCCGCUGGAGCUGCUUGUAGCGGUCCUGCAUGUUUUUCAGAGACGACGCACAAUGCAUGGGGAUAGGGUACGCACCACUACUUUCCUAAUCCCCGUCUUUGCGCUCACGUCCGUCAUCUGCUCCACCGCCGUCAUGAAAUCUCGCGCAUUCAUAUUCCCGACCUUCUGGUAUAAACGAAACGCCUCCAGUGUCUCGAACGUGGCACAUGUUCCUGGAUCGAUGUUUGUUGCCGGAUACCAGCCGUUCCUCAGUAACUGCUGGACGUUGUUGGCAUGGUCAGACUUUGCACAGUUGCAGUAUUGCAUUUGCACGUCGUGAAUGUGAGGCGCGUGGAUCACGACCAUCCGCCGCACUUCAUCAGCUGGGAAUGGGCAUGGUAGACCGCCGUGACCCAGCUGAUACACGAAGCCCAAGUCCGCCAGCGACAGUUUCUUCCACCAACUUCCAUUCCACUCCUGUGGCUCUCGGAAAGUUUGCGUGUCGCUGUAAGAGACACUUUCGGCAUUGCAGAAACACGCCACAGUCCAAGCACUUGAAGAUCCCUGGCUUUGACUUCACCUCCGCACUUUCUGCAUCCUUCCUGUUGUCCCCCGAGACGCUCUCUCCCUCAUCAUAAGAGGCGCUCUCUCCCUGGUUCUCGGAGACAUCUUCUGCUGCCUCAUCACCCACCGGCGGGCACUCAAGCUUUGAAUGACAAUGGCCGCAGUGAAUGUUGCCUAACGAGUCUGCGAGGCCUUCAUAACGAAGUAGUUCGUCAAGGAAGUAUGACAUUCGAGGCCGCCAACGAGACAUGGGAUUCUUCUGAGCACUCCGACUUUACGACCCUUGCCCUUGGCCGCCAUUUCCUCAACUUCCUCCUCAUCUGUCUCUACGUCGUCUAGCAUGUGCCCCGCGGCAUUCCCUUCGUUUUCCAGUGCCGCGUCAUCGGUCGAAUCCAUCGGAUAUACUGGCAUGUCCAGAUCAGGAACCCACAGCCGACCACUUGCUCCUGCGCGAUCUGAGUCCAAAUCCAGCGUAUGGGGCUCCCCCGUGCGUUUGCGUUUCCGGCUGACAUUCAUGAUUUCGGUUCUUAGUUCUCCAGUCCGGGACGAUAUAUAAACUGCUGUAUCCGCGCUCAAAGACCCCACCGGCCUUUUCGGAAUAAUCCUACGCUCGCCGGGUUUGUCUCGUGGUGGGCGACCAGCCUGUCGACGGGGAAGCGACAUAAUGGGAAAUGGGGAUUGGACACAGGAGUUUCGGGCUACAGCACUCGGUUUGAUCACGUAUGGACUAUUACAAUUGCCACAUGCUGAAAUUGACACACGCUGCAAUCGCCACAUUGUCCUGAUAACAACCUGACAGCGCAAUUUGAAAUUGCAAGCGAUAUCAAGAGCUUGGUGACUGGCGUAGAGCCAGCGCGGAACCUAGGCUGGAAAAAAAGGGCUUUACGUUUUCAGCAUCCGCGCCUGACGUCGAGAUAUACACUCACUUGACCAUCGGAUCCCCCAAGCUUUGAAUCAGCAGAGACAAGAGCGAGUCGGAUAUGGUGUAUCAAGCAAGCAAGAUC
Messenger RNA from Mycena citricolor, 1904 nucleotides. The record is from the annotation of a GenBank genome assembly. NCBI's taxonomy places the organism in Eukaryota, Fungi, Basidiomycota, Agaricomycetes, Agaricales, Mycenaceae.